Molecule: messenger RNA, 2560 nt
Organism: Cyprinodon variegatus (sheepshead minnow)
Lineage: Eukaryota; Metazoa; Chordata; Actinopteri; Cyprinodontiformes; Cyprinodontidae
Gene: serinc5
Product: serine incorporator 5
Exons: 13
Coding region: 186-1580 (464 amino acids)
Cellular component (GO): membrane
Source: RefSeq, a predicted model, not a curated record
GGAGGAGGAGGAGGAGGAGGAGGAACAGAGCCGCUGGUCAGGCAGCCAGGCUGGCGGAGAACCAGCAGUUAGAGAAGAACAGACGUCUUGCUCCUCGUCUGCCGCUGAUGGUUUCAUGUUGAAGAGGAGGAAAACGGCCACCGUUUGUCACCCCGGAGCGGAAUCAAGUCACCUAUCGGAGCAGGAUGAGUACUCCAUGCUGUGUUUCACAGUUGGCCUGUUGCUGCGGCACGGCAGCCUGCUCCUGCUGCUGUAACUGCUGCCCAAAGAUUAAACAAUCCACUGGGACCAGAUGUAUGUAUGCCCUCUACUUCCUGCUGGUCACCGUCAUCUGUGGCAUCAUGAUGUCCCCCACCGUGGAGCAGGCGAUGAAAGAUAAUAUCCCCUUCUACAGUGAACUGUGUGAGAAAGUGAAUGCAGGAGAAAACUGCAAGACUCUGGUGGGAUACUCUGCCGUCUAUAAAAUGUGCUUCGGAAUGGCGUGCUUCUUCUUUUUCUUCUGCAUCCUCACCCUUCGGAUAAAGAACAGCAUAGGCUGCAGGGCGGCCAUUCAUAAUGGAUUCUGGCUGCUGAAGUUUAUCGUCCUGGCAGGUUGUUGUACUGGAGCCUUCUUUAUUCCACAGGAGGAAACCUUUCUGGAAGUUUGGCGCUACAUCGGAGCUGCAGGUGGAUUUUUUUUCCAGCUCAUCCAGCUCAUGCUGUUGGUGCAGUUUGCACACAGAUGGAAUACAAACUGGUCAAUUACUCCUGGGACUUCAGGAGUGAAGUAUAACCGUAUGUGGUACGCAGCGUUGGCCUUGGUGACCCUGAUUCUGUUCAGCAUCGCAGUGGGGGCUGUGAUCUUCAUGGGCGUGUACUACACCCACCCUGAGGCCUGCUUGCUUAACAAGAUCUUCCUGGGCAUCAAUGGAGGCCUUUGCCUUAUUAUCUCCAUGCUCGCCAUAUCUCCUUGCAUACAGAAGUUGCAACCUAAAUCAGGGCUUUUGCAGCCCGGGGUCAUCAGCGUGUAUGUCAUGUAUCUCACCUUCUCAGCUUUCUCCAGCAAACCAAAAGAAAUGAUUGAAAUAGACGGCCAAAACAAAACUGUGUGCGUGUUUCCCUUCAACUCGGGGUCAGAAAGCGACAAGAAGAUCGUCACAUCUUUAGGGGCUGUGAUCCUGCUUGCCUGCAUCCUUUACUCCUGUUUAACAUCGACCUCUAAGCGCAGCUCUGCAGCGCUCCGAGUCUAUAGGACCAGCGAGCCAGAAACUGAGAGAGCUCGCUGCUGUUUCUGCUUCGGAGAUGACACAGACGAUUAUGAAGAGGACAAUACCACCUCGGGACAGAGCGUGGUGUACGAUGAAGAAGACGGAACCAUCUAUGGCUAUUCCUUCUUCCAUUUUGUCUUCUUCCUGGGCUCUCUUUACGUCAUGAUGACUGUCACCAACUGGUUUCAUUACGACAACCACAGGAUUGAGCAGCUGCUGGAGGGGAGCUGGUCUGUGUUCUGGGUCAAAAUGGUUUCCUGCUGGGUUUGCCUCUUCCUCUACAUGAUGACCCUCGUCGCUCCCCUGAUGUGUCCGCAGCGCUUCGAGGCUUAGGUCACUCAUCAUUGCACUUAUGUCAACUUGUGUUCAGAUGGCUAAGGGACCACCAGAACCCCCCCAUCUUACCUUAAAACACAACCCUACACUACCUUCAACAUUCAAAGUGAAGGAUCAUCUGUUGCCUUUUUCCUUUUAUCUGUUACAACUUUUGCUUUGCAACGUUAAGCUGGUAAUACCUUGAUGGUGAUUUUAAUUGUUUUAAUACCACUGACUAGUCUUUGUAUUCCUUAAAGGUCUGAAGUUACAUUAACAAUGUUUGCAGUUGCGUUACAGUCAAAACUUUGAGCCUUUGUAGAUUCUCCAAAACACAUGUAUUAUUAUUAUUAUUAUGUAUUAUUUGUACUUUUUUUUUUUUUUAUUUCAUUGUCUUUUCCUUUAUAAUCAAAGCCAGAUGCUUUAGUUCUGUGAAAUCAAACCAACAAGCUGUAGCAACGUUUUUUAUGUUUUGGGAAAAAUUUUGUUGAAGAAAUGCUACAGAGGGUGAUGUAUUUAUUUAAUCCUAAAAGAACUGUGGUGUAAACUGGACUGGUUUGGCCUCUAACAACGUUUAAAAAAAAAAAGUUUCUCAGGCUUAUAUUUAAGCUCUGUGUUGGUGAUUUGUUAUAUAUUGUGUCUUUUGUAGUUUUCUAUGCAACAGAACAAGUUGUUAUUAGACACCUGCUGUCGUGAAGUUUCCAUUUAAGUCACAAGGGUAAAGUUUUAGUAUCGCCAGUGCUCCCUUUGAGCCAAAUCUUUCUUAAAGAAAUCCAUCUCAACUGUGUUUUGUUUUUUUUUCCACUCAUGCGUUGCAGUAGGUUUUAAAUCAGACAGUAAAGUGCCACCUCUCUGGAAGAGCUCCACCGAAUCCACACUGCAUUUGCCAAAGGUAGCUUGACAGAACUGCUCAUGUUGUCUGUUGGGAAAAAGGAUCAAAAUGAACUGUAUUUCCUGAAUCAUUGUUUUAUUUUCAUUAAACAGGUUCAGAAUAAAUAAAU